Knipowitschia caucasica is the source of this 279-nucleotide messenger RNA. The record is from the annotation of a GenBank genome assembly. Lineage: Eukaryota; Metazoa; Chordata; Actinopteri; Gobiiformes; Gobiidae.
AUGCAGUGUGUGGGAUUGGGGGCUCAGCUGUGGCCCCUGGGGGACCCCGGUGAACAUGUGGGACCCGUGAAGUCCCACAUUGACCCUGGUGGACCAGAGCUGGACGAGGCUGCGGUCAGCUCCCUGCAGCUAACAAGCUCCAGCAGCCACUGCAGAGAGCGGCUUCAUGUGUCAAGGGCAACUGACGCAGACCCACAGCAAUCUCUGCAUCUCCUGGAGCCGGAGCCACGAGUACUGGGGGGGGAUUGCUUUGCGUCGAGUGCCAUCUUCAGGCACUGA